UUGGACACAGCAAGUCAAAUUUGAGAUCCCUCAUGCAGAGAAUUUAGUUUGACGUUUUGGAACAGCUUCCUUUCAAUCAACAACCACCAUGGCCAAGGUUCUUCCUAUGGAAGACAUUGAAGAUUUCGAGGAGGAGGAUGAAUUGGACAUGGUCUCCAAGCAUAAGCUCGAAGAAGCGGCUGGAAAACAUGACCGAGUGUCUUUGGCCUCAUCCUCAAGUGGAGAUUCAGCCUCGGCCACGCUCAUGUCCUCGCAUGCCAUGAAGAUGGGCUUGUACAGCAUCAAUUUGGGCACCAAAUUCGGCCAGAGGAUGCAUGCCGCACACAUGCUCAUCCUGCCCUUGAUUCCGGUUUUCAUCUUAUUGGCGCAAAAUGGGACAAAUUAUGCCACUUUCAUUCUACAAGCGGAAGAGAUUACCAAUGUUCAAGACCAGGUGAGCAACGCUGUUGAUUUGUCCACAUUGGCACAAAAAUUGCAAGAAGAACGGGCGGCAGUGGCUCUCAAUAUCUUUCUAAAACGAAGUCCCACGGAUGAUCUUCAAAGUCUUCAAAACUUGGUUACCAACGACGUGGACAUACGAAAAUUCACUUUAUUCCAGACGUUCAAUGCCACGGACACCGUUCUCCAGAGUGUGACCACUUGGCCAGAUAUUGUUUGGGUUGAUUUCUUCGAGACCAAGUUGAAAUUCCAAAUCCAGCACAGUAUUUUCCGAACCAAGAUUCGAGAGGGAGAAAAGAGCAUCUUUGACGUGCUCAAUUGGUACAACGAGAUCAUCAACUUCAUCCUCGAUUAUAUCAGCCUCUCCAUUCACGACUCAGAUGUCUCCGAUUUCUAUCGUUACAUCAUUGGCUUCAAGAACUUGCUCCGGUCUGUGGAGUACAGUGGGAAAUCGGGGAUCUACGCCCUCCGCUAUUUUUCUCAAGGAACCAUCGAGCGGCAUCAUCAUCAUGAGUUCAUUCGAUUUGAAAUCCUUCGCAAAGAAUAUCUCAACCAAACCUUUAAUUUUAUGCCUGAGCUAAGAGUCGAGUAUGAAAAGGCGGCUAAGGCUCAAUUGUAUGAAUUCGCUCAGAGUUUGGUAAUCAAAUUAGAAACCUAUCCCAAUGCGAAUGAUUCCUUGGUCGCCUCAGUGGGUUAUUUCAGUCAGUUGCUCGAGUAUGCGGCUUCUACCCAGAAAAUCCUGGACGGACUCACUCAAGGAAUCGAAAAAUUUGUGGCCAAGGAAUUGGCCCGUUUUGAAAGCCAUAAAACAGUCCCUUUAGCUCUCCUCAUCAUUUUGGCCCUCUUCAUCCCUAUCGUUGCUUACGUCACAUUGCAAGCCACUACAUCCAUGUUUAAGUUUUCCGAAAUCUAUGACGAGAAAGUUGAAACGUACAAACGCGAGAAGAAAAAAACCGAGAAGCUCUUGACGGAUCUUCUUCCCCGACAAAUCAUCCACCAAAUGAAGAAAGGCAAGGUUCCUGAACCAGAGAGCUUCAACAGUGUCUCCAUUUUCUUGUGCGAUAUCGUUGGUUUUACGUCAUUGGCAUCGGAGAGCACCGCUCAUCAAAUCGUCGACUUGUUGAACACCCUCUACAAUCUAUUCGACAUUCGGUUGGAAAACUAUGACGUUUACAAGGUAGAAACCAUUGGCGAUGCAUAUAUGGUGGCCUCAGGUGUGCCCGAGGUCAAUGACCACCAUGCUGCAGAGAUCUCUAAAAUGGCUCUUGAUCUCUUGGCCAAGGUGGUGACCUUCGAGGUCCAACAUAAACCGGGUUAUCGUAUCAAGUUGAGGAUGGGUAUUCAUUCGGGGAGUUGCGUGGCGGGCGUUGUUGGAACUAAGAUCCCUCAUUACUCCGUAUUCGGAGAGACGGUGGAAAUUGCCGGACUAAUGGAGGCGACUAGUGAGCCCAUGAAGAUUCAAAUUACGGAAUCCACAAUGGUCUUGUUGGAACAAAGCGGUUCUUUUAACUAUAUUCAGAGGGACCAAACCACCAUUCCGGAAAAGCUGGGAAAUAUGAGCACGUUUUGGCUGAUUGGACGGUCCAAUGCCGGAAUUGACCACAACAACCAACAGAACGGAUUAACCCAUGAAAAAGAGCUUUGAGUUCCAUUUCCAGAUGACGAAUGCGAUUAGAAUGGUCAAUGUUUCCCUACCACCCCUGAAGCACUUCUUGUCCCACUUUGACGUUUUAACUAACUAUAUAAACCCCCGGCGUGAAAAUCCCUACAUUGUACGUAAGCCAUGAUUUGACGAAUGUCUUCAAUUGUUUGAUGAUUAAUA
Messenger RNA from Tigriopus californicus, 2260 nucleotides. RefSeq lists its product as uncharacterized. Bases 89 to 2083 code for a protein of 664 amino acids. Gene Ontology annotation, molecular function: peptide receptor activity; guanylate cyclase activity. The record is from RefSeq and is a predicted model, not a curated record. The transcript has 8 exons. Lineage: Eukaryota; Metazoa; Arthropoda; Copepoda; Harpacticoida; Harpacticidae. Gene Ontology annotation, biological process: receptor guanylyl cyclase signaling pathway; cGMP biosynthetic process; intracellular signal transduction.